AUGUCAGACAUCGAAGAAGCAACAGUCACGUUCCGCAAGUCGGACAUGCAAGUGAAAUGGCUGGCCAAGGAACGACUGACUCUUCUUCAACUCGCGGAGAAGUCGGGGUUGAAGCCAGAUUUUGGUUGUCGGUCUGGCGCCUGCGGGACAUGCGAGGUGAGAUUAUUGAAAGGCACGAUUGAAGGGUGUCUCGAGGGCGACGAUGGCGUUCUGAUAUGUUGUUCCAUUCCCGCCAGCAUAGAGAUUGAACUCGAGUUGUGA
Exophiala xenobiotica is the source of this 261-nucleotide messenger RNA. RefSeq lists its product as uncharacterized. The record is from RefSeq and is a predicted model, not a curated record. Gene Ontology annotation, molecular function: 2 iron, 2 sulfur cluster binding. The transcript has a single exon. Lineage: Eukaryota; Fungi; Ascomycota; Eurotiomycetes; Chaetothyriales; Herpotrichiellaceae. The coding region runs from base 1 to 261 and encodes 86 amino acids.